Molecule: messenger RNA, 590 nt
Organism: Penaeus monodon (black tiger shrimp)
Lineage: Eukaryota; Metazoa; Arthropoda; Malacostraca; Decapoda; Penaeidae
Product: glutamate-gated chloride channel alpha-like
Exons: 5
Coding region: 120-590 (156 amino acids)
Biological process (GO): monoatomic ion transport
Cellular component (GO): membrane
Molecular function (GO): extracellular ligand-gated monoatomic ion channel activity
Source: RefSeq, a predicted model, not a curated record
CUAGAAUAACUUGCUUCAUUUUAGUAUCACAAUUUACUUACUGGCAGACGCUGGCAAAGUUGUGGAAACCUGAUACGUACUUCAGCAACUUGAAGGACGGCGAGAUCCAUACGGUGUCCAUGCCUAACGUUCUGUAUAGAAUAUACAAGACUGGCGACGUUCUGUACAGCAUGAGAGUAACGCUGAGGCUUUCCUGCCACAUGGAGUUUCGCGAAUAUCCUCUCGACUCCCAGGUGUGCGGAGUCCAUGUCACCUCCUAUGCCAACACGGACGACUUGGUGAAGUACCGGUGGCUGGCCGACAGGCCCAUCGAUCUGCCGGAGGGCCUCGAGAUCGCGCAGUUUGAGCUCCUGGGAUUCUCCGCCAAUGCAACCAGCCACGCUUACGUAACAGAUAACGCUGAGGCUUUCCUGCCACAUGGAGUUUCGCGAAUAUCCUCUCGACUCCCAGGGUGCGGGUCCAAGUCACCUCCUCUCCUCAGAAAAAUGAACGUCAGCACACAGGACUUAACUUCUCUCGGUUUCGGGGGCGUGGCCGCUUCACCACGCUACAUCGGGGUAAUGACACACAGGGUAUCUGGUCCAUACUGA